Molecule: messenger RNA, 564 nt
Organism: Paramecium pentaurelia
Lineage: Eukaryota; Ciliophora; Oligohymenophorea; Peniculida; Parameciidae
Source: the annotation of a GenBank genome assembly
UAUGUUAGUAUCUCCAUCCAGACGAUUAGUCAAGAGAGACACCAAAUCAAUGAGACCUUCAAAGUUUUUGAAUGAAUUUGACAUAUCUUCAUUGUCUUAAUUAAUGACAGUGAAAAAGGAUGUCAAUGAGGGUUCAACCAGAAGCAUUGAGACCUUUGGAUCAUUGACUUUAGUAAAUGAAAUAUCAGAGAAUGGAAGCACUAUGUUUUUACCUGUUAUAGAAGAGAAAUCUAAAAUUCGAUUCAUUAAACCAAAACAAUCUAUUACCUAAAGAGAUGUAUUGAUACCUAAAUCUGAUUCUAUAUCACCUCUAACUAAAUCAGAUAUCCAUCUACCUUAAAUCAACUCAAUACCAACUUCUCCAACUAAGUUUUAAAAUCCAAACCAUAAAAGACAUUUGACUAAUGUAGAUGAACAACAUAAAAAAGUGGAGUUUAGAAAGUCAAUUUAAGUAAUUGAUUUUGUCAAUAAUAUUAUCACUAAAGAUGUGAUAGAUGGAAGUGUUAAACCAUUAAAAAAAAAAUUUUAGAGAUAACAAACAAAAAUGAUUAAGAAAGAAUGAAA